This is a messenger RNA of Lycium ferocissimum, 3427 nucleotides long. RefSeq names its product probable hexosyltransferase MUCI70. The transcript is spliced from 9 exons. The record is from RefSeq and is a predicted model, not a curated record. Lineage: Eukaryota; Viridiplantae; Streptophyta; Magnoliopsida; Solanales; Solanaceae. Bases 1571 to 3097 code for a protein of 508 amino acids.
UUUAUACAUGCAGAACUUUAUGGAGAAACUAUACAAACAUAUGCACCAUGAAAAUGGAAAAUUAAGUUCCUAAAUUAUAGGUACCUAAUAAAAAGUACCUUGAACUGUGAUCUGAAAUUUGAUAACUUUCCACAAAUAGCUAGAAAUAAUUAAUUUCCACCCCCAUCUUGAUUUCAUCACUAACAUUAAUUGUACUCAUUUUAAAAUUAUUAUCUUUUAAUUCUAAAGAAAAAAGAUCAUCUAUACCCAAGAACCAGCUUAUUGUUUUUCAAUGCUGAUUCUUAAUCUGAGUGUUUGUAGUAUAAUUGAACUCUUCAUCUUCACUAGCUGGAAAAAAAUCAAUUUUUUUUUUAAAGACCUGAAGUAAUGUUCUUGGUAUAUUGGAUUGUUGUUAUUGGAUCCACAUAGAGGAAUUAAAGGGUUGAUUUUUUAUUUGUGGAGUUAUUUUGGUGAAUUGGGUCUUUUUUUCUGGUUGAAUUUAGUGUAAAGAUUUGAACUUUAGAAGGGGAUUUUGUGGUUGAUUUUUUUAUUUUGAGAUCAUUUGGUGAGUUGGGUGUCUUUUUAUGGUUGAAUUUAGUGUAAAGAUUUGAACUUUAGCAAGAAAACAGUUGGAUUUUGUGGUUGGUUUUUUAUUUUGAGAUCAUUUGGUGAAUUGGGUCUCUUUUUCUGGUUGCAUUUAGUGCAAAGAUUUGAACUUUAGAAAGAAAAAGGGGAUUUUCUGGUUAGUUUUGGAUUCUGAGAUCAUUUUGGUGAGUUGGGUCUCUUUUUUCUGGUUGAAUUUAGUGUAAGGAUUUGAACUUUAGAAAGAAAACAGUUGGAUUUUGUGGUUGGUUUUUUAUUUUGAGAUCAUUUGGUGAAUUGGGUCUCUUUUUUCUGGUUGAAUUUAGUGCAAAGAUUUGAACUUUAGGAAGAAAUCAGUUGGAAUUUGUGGUUGAUUUUGGAUUCUGUGAUCAUUUGGUGAGUUGGGUCGCGUUUUUCUUGGCGAACUUAGUGGUUUUUUUCUUAGUGUGGGGGAUUUUGUUGAAGUAGUCCACAUCAGUAGGUGAAUUUUGUACCAAGAUUUGAACUUUAGGAAGAAAACAGUCGGAUUUUCUGGUUAAAUUUCGAUUCCAUGAUCAUUUGGCGAGUUGGGUCUCGUUUUAAUUGGUGAAUUUAGUGGUUUUUUCCUCAGUGUGGAGGAUUUUGUUGAAGUAGUCCACAUUAGGAGGUGGAUUGUAUACCAAGAUUUGAACUUUAGAAAGAAAACAGUUGGAUUUCUGGUUAAUAAUCGAUUCUGUGAUCAUUUGGCGAGUUGUGUCUCGUUUUUCUUGGUGAAUUUAGUGAUUUUUUCACUUGAGUGGGAGAUUUGGUUGAAGUAGUCCAUAUUAGCAGGUGAAUUUUAUACCACGAUUUGAACUCUAGGAAGAUAACAAUUGCAUGUGUAUGAAAGGAAAUAGGAUAAUGAGAGGUAAAUUAGGAGGACUGAGGGUGAGGGGACAACAAUGACUAUAGAGUCAUUUACUCUUUGUUCUUCUGAAAGUUAUAGUUCUUUGCUGCAUUCUAAACUACAACACCCUGAAAGCAACCUAAAAUGUUUAAGGAGAAAGAAGGACUAUUCCCCGGGAUUCACAAAUUUGCACCUAGAAAGAAGGUGGGGAUGCUGCUAUUGUGUGCUGUUUCAUUAGCAGUUUUCUUGUGGGUCUUGUUUGCUGACAAAGGUGAAGAUGCACAAGAACUUAAUGCCUCCACAAGAACUAAUGUUGGACAAAGGGCAUUAACUGUCCAACCUCUUGCUCCUCCUCGUCCUGUAUACUUUAAAGGAUACACUCUUCCUCCUGGGAAUCCAUGUGAAGGCUUCACGUUGCCACCCCCGCCAGCAGAUAAAAAGAGGACGGGACCAAGGCCAUGUCCAGUAUGCUAUCUUCCUGUUGAACAAGCUAUUGCAUUAAUGCCUGAUGCACCAUCCUUUUCUCCUGGGGUUAGCAAUUUGACUUACAUUCAUGAAGAAAAUUCAGGGAAACCCGAGUUUGGAGGAUAUCCAUCACUGAUGCAGAGGAAUGAUUCAUAUGAUGUAAGAGAGUCCAUGAGUGUGCACUGUGGAUUUGUUAGAGGAAUCAGGCCUGGACAUCAAACAGGUUUUGACAUUGAUGAUUCUGACCUUCAUGCAAUGGAAUCUUGUCGAGGUGUCGUUGUGGCAUCAGCAAUAUUUGGAGCUUUUGAUUUGAUAAGGCAACCAAAAAAUAUCAGCGAAUAUGCCACAAAAAAUGUCUGCUUCCACAUGCUUGUGGAUGAAGAAACAGAAGUUUUCUUAAGAAACUCUAGUGAGCUAGAUGGUACCAUGAGAAUUGGCUUAUGGAGAAUUGUCAUUGUUCAUAACCUACCUUAUGAUGAUCCGAGGCGAAAUGGAAAGGUUCCAAAGCUUCUGCUUCACAGGCUUUUUCCCAACGCUCGUUAUUCUCUAUGGAUUGAUGCCAAACUUGAGCUGGUUGUCGAUCCAUAUCAAAUACUUGAAAGGUUCUUGUGGAGAAAAAAUGCCAGCUUUGCAAUAUCAAGGCAUUAUAGGCGCUUUGAUGUGUUUGUAGAAGCAGAAGCUAAUAAGGCAGCUGCAAAGUUUGACAAUGCUUCCAUUGACUAUCAAGUUCAAUUCUAUAAAAAGGAAGGUCUAACUCCUUAUUCCACAGCUAAACUUCCUAUUACAAGUGAUGUCCCUGAGGGAUGUGUAGUAGUAAGGGAGCACAUUCCAAUCUCCAAUCUCUUUGCUUGUCUUUGGUUUAACGAAGUGGACCGUUUUACUCCAAGAGACCAAAUUAGCUUCGCCAUUGUGAGGGACAAGAUCAUGUCUAAGACAAAUUGGACAGUGAAUAUGUUCUUGGACUGUGAAAGGCGCAACUUUGUGAUUCAGGGGUAUCACCGAGACAUUCUUGAGCACUGGGCUCCCCCACCUCCCCCUGGUGCCACUGAAAUUGUUCAUCCUCCACCGCCUGUAGCUAAUGAAACCAUACAGACCUCGGGCAAUGUUACAGCGUCAAGGUCCAUUACUGAAUCAUUAAACAAGGUACCUUCAAGGCGCGGAAGAGAGAGGAAAUCCAAGCGUCACCGAAAAGUUAUCGGAAGUUAGGAUCCUAACUUAAGUUAGAAAUUUUGCUUAAGCAAAUUCUUCUUUUUCCUUCCCUGUUAUCAAUUUUGGUGCGAGGAACUUUGCUAGAUGAACAUUAUAGCUUUUAACACAAGGAAGGUAUCAAGUUUAGGCGUCAAAUUUAUCUUUUUUUAUUUUUUAUUUUUUAUUUUUUUAUAUAUAUAUAUAUAUAUAUUUGAAGUUUUAAACAAUUCUUUUCCAUAUCAUAGCAAUAUCAUACUGGAGCUAUCUCAUGUACUUACUAUCCUGUGUAACUCUUGUUUCUGAAGAAGAAGUAUUCAAAGCCGUUAGUACAAUAGUACUUUGACUCAA